Salvelinus namaycush (lake trout) is the source of this 1498-nucleotide messenger RNA. RefSeq names its product BET1 homolog. Gene Ontology annotation, cellular component: Golgi trans cisterna; SNARE complex. Gene Ontology annotation, molecular function: SNAP receptor activity. Gene Ontology annotation, biological process: vesicle fusion with Golgi apparatus; endoplasmic reticulum to Golgi vesicle-mediated transport. The transcript has 4 exons. Lineage: Eukaryota; Metazoa; Chordata; Actinopteri; Salmoniformes; Salmonidae. Bases 144 to 485 code for a protein of 113 amino acids. The record is from RefSeq and is a predicted model, not a curated record.
AGGUUUCCGUACGAUGUCUUGGCGUUUCCUCUUCUGCUGAAUUCGUGUUGCUAGCUAGCUAUCUACCACCAACAACACUACUGCUUUGAUACACAUUAGCACCUAAGUGUUACAGUUAGGAUUUUUUAAUUGAAUAAAUCAAAAUGAGACGAGCAGGUUUGGGCGAAGGAGGACCUCUUGAAAAUGUUGUGGCCAGUGGAUACAGCGCGUACGAAGAGGAAAAUGAACACUUACAAGAGGGUCUGAGAGCCAAAGUCAGCGCCUUGAAGCAUUUGUCAAUAGAUAUCGGAACAGAAGUGAAAUACCAAAAAAACAUGUUGGACGAUAUGGACUCAGACUUUGACUCAACAGGUGGUUUGCUGGGGGCCACCAUAGGGAGAGUGAAGCAGCUUUCCAGGGGAAGUCAGACCAAGCUCCUGUGCUACAUGCUGUUCUUCUGCUUCUUGGUCUUCACCAUCCUUUACUGGUUUAUCAAACUGAGGUGAUACGUUACAGGAGGCCCCGGCUUUUCCCUCCCUGCCCCGGCUUUUCCCUCCCUGCCCCGGCUUUUCCCUCCCUGCCUCGGCUUUUCCCUCCCUGCCUCGUGUUUCCUUCCCCAGUCUGUGCCAUGCGUGCACCUCUGCAUCAGAAGACCAGGAUGAUGACAAUGACUGUAAGAAUGUGCUUAAUGUUUGAGAAGACCCCCCCCCCCCAAAUCAUCAAUGACAAUGUGCAAUAGGGAUGAGUAGUACCCUGAUGGAAUGAGUAGACACUGCCAUACGUUUACGUUUGUCAUGUAACACUUUCAUACAGAGUCCCUUAACGAUGAUACAGGAUGAGUGAUCUAUUGCAUCAACAAAUCUGGCAAGGCUAAGCAGUAACAUGUGUUACACAGGCAGCCCAAUUCUGAUCUUUUUCCCAAUCACAUUUUUCAGAGCUGAUUAGUGAAAAAAGAUUGGAAUUGGGUUGGCUGUCAAAGAGGUUGCUUGAUCCAAUGUGAGACUGAUUUAACAUUUGAUCAAUACAGUGUCUAACAAUUCGAGUUCCACUAUAAACAAACAUCUUGUUUAUUUGUUUUGAGGAAUAAAUUAGGGUACGCGCUCACUUCAAACAUUUCCUGUCCCAUCAACAGAGACUGUUCUCCCGUUGACUGAUGUAAAAUGUUUUGAAUUUGACGGUCCAGAGAGUGAUUGUUUUUCUAUAAGUCACAAAAGAUUGAGGUAUAUAGCCUUUCGUUUAUUUUACACAGCGGUACAUUGUAUUCCUGAGACCAUCUACAAAAACUUGAUCUUAGACAUUGAUUACAAAUUCACAACUACUGUAGGACUGCCGUUUUCAAUUGUCAUAAAGAAAUAUAAUCUUAGGCAUGUUUCCCCAGAAUGGAAACAUGGAGGCACAAUUUGAAAAACAUUACAUGCAUUUUCAUAAGUGCAACACAGCAUGAAUAGUGGUUAAAUUGAUUAACAAAUUAAAAUCUUCAACUGCAAUUCUGAUGUGUUCAUUAAAUUCCAGAAAAUGG